Molecule: messenger RNA, 1462 nt
Organism: Cucurbita moschata (crookneck pumpkin)
Lineage: Eukaryota; Viridiplantae; Streptophyta; Magnoliopsida; Cucurbitales; Cucurbitaceae
Product: protein COP1 SUPPRESSOR 2-like
Exons: 5
Coding region: 107-1027 (306 amino acids)
Biological process (GO): mRNA splicing, via spliceosome
Cellular component (GO): spliceosomal complex
Source: RefSeq, a predicted model, not a curated record
UAGAAUUGUGUAAGCGUUUGGAGAGUCGGGACUUUAUUGGAUCAUUGGAUUCAGAUUACAAUUUCAGAAAGCAAGAAACUAGGGUUUUUUCUCCGGCGGGGAUUUGAUGAAUCAACAGUCGAAAAGGAAGAAUUUCCGGAAAAGGAAUUGUUGCGAUACAGAAGAUGGAGGAGAUGGGGCGAAUUCCACUGCCACCAAAUCGGAGGAGGAAGAAGAAGAGCACAGGAUGGCAUUGGAGGAGGUAAAAUUUUUGCAGAAACAGAGGGAGAGGAGGGCUGGAAUUCCUGCACUUCCAUCUGUAUCGAUGCAGACCAGCACCACCGGUGCUAGCGGCGCCAGCGGCGGCGGCGGUGGUCUUGUUAGGAAAUCCACUGACGCUAACAGUAAAACUGGUGGCGGCGGGGGCAGUAAGAAUGAAAGCGCGGGAGGCGAAGGCGACAAGGAUGAUUUGGUUCUUCAGGAUACCUUCGCUCAGGAAACGGCCGUCAUGGUUGAAGAUCCUAAUAUGUUGAAGUACAUCGAACAGGAACUGGCAAAGAAAAGGGGGAGAACUCUCGAGACUGUAGAAGGUGCUGAGAAUGACUUGAACCAGGCGGAAGAUGAACUAUACAAAAUCCCGGAGCAUCUUAAAGUGAAAAGACGAAAUUCUAAUGAAAGUUCCACUCAGUGGACUACAGGGAUUGCAGAGGUUCAGCUGCCAAUUGAAUUCAAGUUGAAGAACAUUGAAGAAACCGAGGCUGCAAAAAAGCUUUUGCAGGAGAAGAGAUUUGUGGGUCGGUCAAAAUCAGAGUUUAGCAUCCCCUCAAGUUUUAGUGCUGAUUAUUUCCACCGGGGCAGGGAUUAUGCUGAAAAACUUAGAAGAGAACAUCCUGAGCUAUACAAGGGUAGAAAUUUGCAAGAGGAUGGUUCUGGUUCCAAACCAACUGAUACUGGCACAGAGGCUGCAGGACAAAGGCAGGCUGCCACAGAUGAGUUCAUGCUAGAACGCUUCCGGAAACGGGAACGCCAUCGUGGUAUGCGGAGGUAACAUAUUUCUCGGACUGCUGUUUCUCCAGAAUAGGAAGUGAGCUACUUGAUAAGUUAAGCAUCAAGGAUAAAGGUUUUGGUCGUACAAAUAUUCUUUCACAUCAUGAUGGCCAUCUCAGGACCUCAGGUUAGAGAGGAAAUGAAAUCCAUUCUUAGUUCAUAGUUGUGAAGUCGGCUGACUGACUUAUGAUUCAAAGAGAGUUUUGGAUAUACUAUCUACUUGUGUCUUAGUAUAGCCUCUUUGUGUUACUUUUUAGGUUUUUCAGCUUUCAUGUACUAGUGCAGAGAUAGGUCAAAAGAUGUGGAAAGAAAACGUCCUUUUAUGGUGACGUUGAGAUAUUGAGAACAUGAACGAUACCGAUGAAGGAAAAUUGUAGACGAUAUGUUAUUAGAUGAUGUCUUAGCUAAUUAAUUCCAGUUUUAUUAUGUUACUCUA